AUGUCUGGAGAAGUGCGUUUGAAGCAGUUGGAGCAGUUUAUUUUGGAUGGGCCAACUCAGACUAAUGGGCAAUGCUUCAGUGUGGAAACCUUGCUGGAUAUACUCAUCUGCCUUUAUGAUGAAUGUAAUAACUCCCCUCUGAGAAGAGAGAAGAACAUCCUUGAGUAUCUAGAGUGGGCCAAACCUUUUACAUCUAAAGUGAAACAGAUGCGACUACAUAAAGAAGAUUUUGAAAUCCUGAAGGUGAUUGGUCGAGGAGCCUUUGGGGAGGUUGCAGUAGUAAAACUGAAGAAUGCAGAUAAAGUUUUUGCCAUGAAGAUACUUAAUAAAUGGGAGAUGCUGAAGAGAGCUGAAACAGCCUGCUUUCGAGAAGAGAGAGAUGUGUUAGUGAAUGGGGAUAACCAGUGGAUCACAACGUUACAUUAUGCAUUCCAGGAUGAAAACUAUUUAUACCUGGUUAUGGAUUACUAUGUUGGAGGAGACCUGCUUACGUUGCUCAGCAAGUUUGAGGACAGACUACCUGAAGACAUGGCUCGUUUUUAUUUGGCUGAAAUGGUGAUAGCUAUCGAUUCCGUUCAUCAGUUGCAUUAUGUUCACAG
This is a messenger RNA of Nestor notabilis (Kea), 599 nucleotides long. Its product is annotated as serine/threonine-protein kinase MRCK alpha-like. Gene Ontology annotation, molecular function: protein serine/threonine kinase activity; ATP binding. The record is from RefSeq and is a predicted model, not a curated record. Gene Ontology annotation, biological process: peptidyl-threonine phosphorylation; actomyosin structure organization. The annotation marks the transcript as partial. Lineage: Eukaryota; Metazoa; Chordata; Aves; Psittaciformes; Psittacidae. The transcript is spliced from 5 exons. Gene Ontology annotation, cellular component: actomyosin; cytoskeleton; cytoplasm.